Glycine soja is the source of this 1260-nucleotide messenger RNA. Its product is annotated as protein bicaudal C homolog 1-like. The coding region runs from base 223 to 993 and encodes 256 amino acids. The transcript has 2 exons. The record is from RefSeq and is a predicted model, not a curated record. Gene Ontology annotation, molecular function: protein binding. Lineage: Eukaryota; Viridiplantae; Streptophyta; Magnoliopsida; Fabales; Fabaceae.
ACUACAAAGAAGAAAUUGGGCAUUUACCAUUAAUUAUUAUCCAUUCCCUUCUAUUCUACACAAAACACAUAAACACUGCGGAGUCCGAUUGCUUCGGUGACUACCUCCACUCCACUCUCCUCCUUAUUCUCUCUUAACCAGAAUCCCCAAUUAAAUCCCUCUUCAAAAAAAUUCCAAACCAAACAGACCCUAACAACAACCCUUCGCCGGAGUCGCAACAGAAUGGCAGAGGUUCCGGCGCCGGAGGCACAGCUCAACGGCGGAGCCCCAACAACGGCGGCGAAUUCCUCGGAUCCCAUCGGAUCGAAGCGGCAGCGGCGGCCGAGCGUCCGAUUGGGCGACAUCGGCGACCAGCCCUACGACUCCCACCCCCGCCGCGCCGCAGCGAAAACGUGGCGCCUCGCCUUUGACCACCCCCGGAACUCCGCCGCCGCCAAGCCCUCCAAGACCCGCCCCCUCACGAACCUCACCCCCGCCGCUGCCGAGUUCGGCGAAACCCUAGAGAGCGACGGCAACGUGGACAGCGUUGUAAUUGGAAGCUGGAAGGUUAAGGACUCCAAGAAGCGCGGCGGCUCGAAGCGAAUCAGAUCCAAUUGGAUUUCGCGAAUCGACGGCGGCGAAGAGGAUGACAAAGACGUCGACGUCGGCGUCGUCGACGGUUACCACCACCGAGACUUCUCCGCGGAACACUCCCAAAGCCCCUUGAGGGAGGAGCAGAGCCCUAUUAUGGAGAAUUUGGGCGUGGAUGAAGAAAGAGAGGUGCUGCAUUACCACGAAAGGAAUGGUAAUUCUGGAAGAGGAGACGGUGUUAGGGUUUGGCUCAAUGGGUUAGGGUUAGGUCGUUACGCUCCCGUCUUCGAAAUUCACGAGGUUGAUGACGAGGUUUUGCCCUUGCUAACCUUAGAGGAUCUUAAGGAUAUGGGGAUUAGUGCUGUUGGGUCGAGGAGGAAAAUGUUUUGUGCGAUUCAGAAGCUUGGGAAAGGGUUCUCCUGAGUUGAGUUGGGGCUUUUUGAUACUAAAUUUUCUCAGCCAUUGCGAAUUAAGAUGCAUGUCUGAAUGAACUCUGAUGAGUUGUAGAAUGCAGAAAGACUAAUCACGAGAAGGGGGAAAACGAUAGAAAGGUUUUGGUUCUAAUAAGGGAAAGUGCUGUUUUAUUAUGUUGGUAAUUUCUGGCUCUCUUGGCCUUUUUGUAUUUGUUGACAUGCUCUGUUAUUCUGAUAGUAAUCGUGACGGCCAUUUUUUGUUUUUGUUUGUUUUGCA